Messenger RNA from Glycine soja, 1199 nucleotides. RefSeq names its product methylsterol monooxygenase 1-1-like. Lineage: Eukaryota; Viridiplantae; Streptophyta; Magnoliopsida; Fabales; Fabaceae. The transcript is spliced from 4 exons. Gene Ontology annotation, biological process: sterol biosynthetic process. The record is from RefSeq and is a predicted model, not a curated record. The coding region runs from base 55 to 888 and encodes 277 amino acids. Gene Ontology annotation, molecular function: iron ion binding; C-4 methylsterol oxidase activity.
AUAAAAUCCUAUUUCUCUUUCUUCCCCUCUUCCAUAAUUUUUUCCUCUCUCAAAAUGCUCCCAUACCAUACCCUUGAAGAAGCACAAGUUGCCCUAGGCAGAGGACUAACCCUUGCUGAGACACUAUGGUUCAAAUACUCUGCCAAAAAACCUGAUUUUGUUCUUCAUUUCCACAAUACUCUAUUCUUGUGCUUAUUUUACUCUAUAGCCCCAAUUCCAUUCUUAUUAAUGGAGCUUGGUGGGUAUGAAAAACUAAACAUACACAAAAUUCAGCCCUCGGUGAAGAGAUCAUUCAAGGAAAUGUUCAAGUGCUACAAACAUGUCAUAGUAACCUUUGCCAUUGCAGUUAGCCCACUACAGAUAAUUUCUUAUCCCACCAUCAAGUGGAUUGGGAUCAGAACUGGUUUGUCACUGCCAUCAGGCUGGGAAUUAUUUUGGCAAUUAUUAAUUUACUUUGUCAUAGAAGAUUUUUCGAAUUAUUGGAUUCAUAGGAUGCUCCAUUGCAAAUGGGCAUUUGAGAAGAUCCACAAGGUUCAUCAUGAAUAUGAAGCACCAUUUGGGCUCUCAGCACCUUAUGCCCAUUGGGCCGAGAUAAUCAUAUUGGGUAUCCCCUCGUUUCUAGGCCCAGUCCUGGUUCCAGGGCACAUAACAACCUAUAGGCUAUGGUUCAUUUUGCGACAGCUAGAAGCCAUCGAAACUCAUAGCGGGUAUGAUUUUCCUUGGAGUCCCACAAAAUAUAUACCAUUUUAUGGAGGGCCUGCAUACCAUGACUACCAUCACUACGUUGGUGGAAAAAGUCAAAGCAACUUUGCCUCAGUAUUUACCUAUUGUGACUACAUUUACGGGACCCAUAAGGGAUACCAAUACAGAAAGCAGAUGCGCAAAUAAAAUUCUACUAAUACCUUCAUUGCCCAAAAUUACAAGAUGGAGUAGCUGUGCUAAGCUUUCAACUUUAAUAAUGGCUAUAUGUUAAAUAAAUAAAUAAAAAAGUUGAGAUAAACAUUUAAUUCCUACCAUAUGAAAGAUGAGCAUUUAAAAAUGGCCUUAUAUUACAAGAUGGAAGGAUUAGGUGAUUUUGAUACUACUUCUAUGUUCACGUCCAAGUGUCUAACAUCUUAAAAUUCAGAGUAAUUUAGGUAUAAACUGCUUUAUAUAUUUUAUUUUUGUGCAUCUAUAUAUCACUAUCUAUUUAUAUAUGU